This is a messenger RNA of Pseudoliparis swirei, 3240 nucleotides long. RefSeq names its product 5-hydroxytryptamine receptor 1D. Gene Ontology annotation, molecular function: G protein-coupled receptor activity. The record is from RefSeq and is a predicted model, not a curated record. The transcript has 3 exons. NCBI's taxonomy places the organism in Eukaryota, Metazoa, Chordata, Actinopteri, Perciformes, Liparidae. Gene Ontology annotation, cellular component: membrane. The coding region runs from base 104 to 1708 and encodes 534 amino acids. Gene Ontology annotation, biological process: G protein-coupled receptor signaling pathway.
GGGCCGACCAGCGGGGAGCAGAUGGAGAACAUUUGAUCACGCGUUUGUUUUUCCGUCAAGUCCCGCUCGUCAUGUGAGGAUCGCCGUGGUGUUCGGCUGGGACAUGGACGACCUGGACGGCUCCUGGUCGGUGUCCCUGCGGGCGGCAGCAGCGGUCAACGCGAGCUGGACGGAGGGCGCGGGGGUCGGUGUGUCCAGGCAGACCCGGCUGGUCCUGGAGAUCCUCAUGGUGCUGAUGUGUGUGUGCGCGGUGGCAGGUAAUAUCCUUGUUAUUGUUAUUGUGGCUGCAACCAAGACUUUCCACUCGGUGACGUCGGUGCUGAUCAUGAACCUGGCCGUCAGCGACCUCCUGGUGGGCGUCGGAGUGAUGCCUUUUGUUGCUUUGUCCAUCGUAAACCGUGGCUGGGUGGAUUGUACUGACCUCUGCUUGUACGUGGGUUACACCUCCUCCGUGUACUGCACAGCCUCUGUGCUGACGUUAGCAGCCAUUGCCCUCGACCGCUACCACUCCAUCAUGGACUGCCUGCUCUACAACUCCCGCUGCACCCUGUGGAGGACCUGUGCCGUGGUCCUGUGGAUCUGGCUGCAAGCUCUGGUGACCAGUUGUCCUCCGCUGCUGGGCUGGAGCUCCGUCAGCUACGUGGUUCCCAUGUUCAGCUGUGCGGUCAACUGGUCCAGCAGUCCCAGCUACACGGCUUUCAUGGCUGCCCUGUCUUACCUCAUCCCGGCGGCGGUCAUCCUCUUCUGCUAUGUGAACAUUGUCACGGUGGCUCGCAGCCAUGCCAGGAGGAUUCACACUUUGGAGGACUCUGUCCAGCGCAGCAGGAAUCCAAGCUCUGCCUCCGCUCCCGGGGAUUCCCCUCGCUGGCCCUGUGGGAGCCUCCACAGCAGCAGCCCGGCAACACUGAUUUAUCAUGUGAGUGGACAGUUUGUGUCCGAGGUCAGCAGAGAGGAGGGGGAUUAUAUCAGCCCUUCUCUCCCUGAGUCGACAGCAGAGCAGAAUAGCCCUUCGGCCAGACGUCUGCUCUCCUUCCUGGCUCAGAGCGCCUCCCACCCCCCGCUGCAGAACUCCCAUCAGCACCAUAACCAUCAUGGACUGAUGCGUCUCUUUCUGGUCAUCUUAGCCUUCUUCCUCUGCUGGACACCGUAUAUUGGCGUGGCCCUAGUUCAGGCCACAGAAACUGCAAUCUCGGGCCAGUCCAGCCUCGUCCCCCCCUCUGCUGUGACCUUUUCGUACUGGCUGGUGUUGCUGAACUCUGACAUCAACCCGCUGCUGUACGCCCUGCUGAGCAAACGCUUCCAGGGCGCUCUUCAGUGUCUGAAGCAGAAAAUAAGAGCGCGUCUGGGGAGCGUGGUGGGCAGGGAAAGGGUGGUCAGAGCAGGGGGAGAAGACGGCAGGAGCAGUGGCCCCUGCACUCUGACCACCACCCAUCUGGGUCAACCCUCCAGCUCCGAGAGUUCAACCUGUGAUGACGCCAAGUAUUCCUCCUCCAUUUUUACCGUGAGCACUGGCUUCAAACAUCACUCAACCUCCCCGUCCUUCUCGGUGUGGCAAGACGCCAGAGGUGAAGGAAGGCUGGACUGCCUGCAGGUCCCCUCGCAGCCACAAGGGGGCAGCAGAUUACCUUUCUCUGCUCUGACCCAGGAGCGCCAGGCCACUUUCUUCUACGGACAGAUAACAGUUCGAGUAGAGCAUGAUGUGUGUUAGUUUAAUACCUGCAGAUGCCGGGGCAGCAACACUUUUAUAGGGCUAACAAUUAUUUUUAUUAUUGAUUAAUUGUUGGUUAUUUUCUCAGUUUAUUGAUUGGUUCUGAAAAUAUUCACAUUUGAGAACCUAUAAUCUUGAUGUUUGGGGGCAUUUUCACUUAAUGCCUCAAAUGAUUAAUCAAUUGUGAAAAUAGUUGCCUAUUAUAGUUAUGUCAAUCAACUAAUUUGGUAUUAAAGUAAAAUAUUAAAUAUAUUAAAAGAUUAUCUAAAUGAUUUGCAGAUUAAUUUCAUGUUGAUGAAUCAAAUGAUUGUUUCAUUUCUAGCAGAGAUCACUGCAUUUGUUUCAACUCAUGUUUCCUGUAGCCAUUUACAGUGCUCUCACUGAAACACACAAACCUGGACAGGGAAGUGUAUUGAAAAGAAAUAUUUUAUAUAGCACAUGUGAUUACACUUGAAGACACCCAACAGUUGAUCUAAUAAACUCAUCAUUUAUUCUCUCUAAAUAGUUUCUCCUCAAAUGUGAUAAUCAUAUGUUGCAUCUCAGUGUAAAAAUCAUCAUUCCUUACAAAGGUUUACAUUUAUGUCUUACAAUAAUUCCAGAGGAAUACAAUAUUAUAAUGUAUUGUCAUAGAUCAUGACAAUGGGAAACAGUGCUAAUGUUUUCUAUUGCAAAAGAAAGAAAAGGCAGUGAAGUGGACUCCAGCUGUAUCCACUCACACAGUAUGGGCAUGCACGUCCUGCAGAUGUCUCUCGCUGUCCUCUCGAGGUCAGCAACCAAACGCAAACACAUAUAAAAAAGUUCUGUAAGAUGAGUUAAGAGUUUGUUCCAAAACAACUCAGAUGAGUACAAGAAGGAUCGUAUUAAAGAGUGUCUCUGCAGCAGUCUGGUGUGUAAAAAACUGAUGGCACGAGCAUGUGUGGUCGAGUGAUGUUCAUACAUUCACAACAAGGCGGAGUUACCACGAGUAGCUUUGCCAUGCGCCGGCCUUCGUCCAUCUCGGGUUCCUCUUGGUUGUUAUCUUGCCUCAGAAAUGCGAUUGAUGGAAACCGAUACAUUAAGACAGUUUAUGAUAAAGAGCAGAGGUGGACAAAUGGGAGUUAGUCUCAUGUGUUAGCACACCUCUUCUCAAGCCACAGGGAGACGUCACUGUUUCUCUUCUACUUCUUUUUGUUCAUCGGGCAAAAAAUAUAUAUAAGUGAUAAUUGCUGCAGAUUAGUUUGUGUGCAUUUACUGUAUGUCCAGAAAGUUUCGUGAUAACAAUGCAAAGGGAGGCUCAGUGAUGGCUAUGGUGGAUGUUCAAAGUUAUUAAAGGGGUAGUUCUAAGUUUUCAUGUCAUAAUAAGCUGUUAGUGUGUUUAGUCCAUCCAAAGAUUUGUAUACCCGUCACAUUAAUGGGCCAGUUAAUAGUUUUAAAAGCUUACGGACAAUUCAAAACACAUUUUAUAUUAUAUAUGAAUGACAAUACUUUUCCUGUUCAUACAUGUAUUGCCUAUAUCGCUUGGUUAAUAAACUGUUUUCUGCCGGUGUCUGACA